CUGGAAUGAACUUUAGAGCUUUUGUCUAUAACAACACGCUGACAGCUGUCACACAGCAUGACGACAUCCUCUAUGUUCCCAACAUUGCCCGUUUCAAGAAGACGAUACUCAGUAAGAUCCAGUAUUUCUUUGAUAACGAUCUAAAGCCGGCAAUGGAGAAAGAGGGCAACUACAUUGUGGACUUGUUCUUGGCACCAAACAAAAUCUUUGUCACUGAGCUCCACCCAUUCCAUCAGAGUACAGGGGCGUGUCUCUUCACUUGGCAGCAGUCCCAGAAAGUUCUCAUGGGAGGAAGUGGUAAUGAUACUGCUGUGGAACUUCGUCAUAUCCACACUCCAUUUAAGAAGUGUUUUACGGGUCUCCUUCCUCACUGGCAGACUGUGUGCGAGACUGUGACACAGAAUAAGAGAGGAGAGGAUGAAUCGACCGGAAAUAAAUGUGUCAUCCUUUAAGAGAAACUAUACUAGCUCUAUCAUGAUCAUCAUCAUUAAUUUAUUAUUAUUAUUAUUAUUAUUAUUAUCAUUUAAAAUUAUUUGAAGUGACAGAUAUAGAAUUAUAAUUAAACUAACUAUAAUAAUAUUAUUAUUUUAUUUAUGAAUCAUUUCAGUUACUUUCCCUUUUCAUUUCCAUUCAUUUUCAUGCUA
Molecule: messenger RNA, 644 nt
Organism: Amphimedon queenslandica
Lineage: Eukaryota; Metazoa; Porifera; Demospongiae; Haplosclerida; Niphatidae
Product: cell division cycle protein 123-like
Exons: 3
Coding region: 6-452 (148 amino acids)
Cellular component (GO): cytoplasm
Source: RefSeq, a predicted model, not a curated record